AGUACAUAAGUUAUGAUGGUAGUGACAUGUCCUUUCCUUCCCUUGAAAUUUUCCACCUUAAUAAUUUGCCUAAGUUCAGGGGAUGGUUGAGGAUAAGGGAAACAGUAACAGCAGAGCAUGAGCCACAUCAUUAUCUUCCAUUAUUUCCUUGCCUUUCUUCUUUGAAAAUCAAGAAUUGCCCUAUAAUGUCUCUAAUACCAGUCAUAGCACCAGGGAGCCAAGCAACAAUCUCAUCUUCCCCUUCCCUUUCCACUCUCUCCAAAUUGAAAUCUCUUAGUCUUUGCCGUUUAGAAGAACUUGAAUCUCUACCAGAGGUGUUGCUGCAAAACCUCACUUCUCUUGAGACUCUGCAGAUUUGGGGGUGUUGUGAACUGCAAAUAUUCAUGUCUCCACUCUUGCAACAUCUCACUGCGCUUGAGGAUUUGCAGAUUUCUAACUGCAAGGAACUUAUCAGCAAUGAGAAUAAAGAGAGUGCACAAUGCCUUGGACCUACAACACUUCGUUAUCUAUAUGUAUUAAAUAUUACAAGCUUGGUGUCUCUCCCAUGGGAACUUAGACAUGUUACCACUUUGCAAACGCUCGACAUUGAGAACUGCCCCACACUGAUGUCUUUACCAGAAUGGAUAGGAGACUUCACUUCACUUUCGGCACUUCAGAUUCACAACUGUCCCAAUUUAAUAUCACUGCCUGAAGGGAUGCAUCGCCUCACCUCUUUACGUCACUUGAUGAUUAUGAGGUGUCCUCGCUUGGAUGAAAGAUGUGAAGAAGGAACCGGCGAGGAUUGGCCAAAAAUUGCUCACAUCCCAAACUUCUCGACUCGGCGGUUGAUCUUUAAAGCAAUUGGGUGAGUUUGAGAGAGAGACAUGCAUAGAAAAGCAGAAAUUCAUGAAAUGGGGUGUGAGAAUCAUUGGGGGAUUUCUGCAAUAUGCUCGGAUAUGUUAGCUUCACUUGUAGACAAAACAAUGAACACUAUACAGAGCACUUCCAUGAUGAGGAAGUUCGGGGUGAGUAAUGUUGCAAGAAUGACAAUGAACUGAACCUGUGAAAAGCACCUUAUUCAAAUUCUACAAAAGGUCGUUCAAAGAAUGCCUGCUUGUCAUCAAGUCUAAUUGGUUGUUUGUUGUGUUCCAAGGGUGCUGAUUGGAACGGAUGAUCAUGCAUGUUAGCCAACCACUCUGUUAUUGCAGUACUUUUGUUAGUGCUGCCUUCGCAAUUUAUAUUCACUGACGCCUAUGAAAGCCUGGAUUAUAGUAAUCUUACUACUUUCAAGGCUGGAUGGAAUGAUAUACUUAGGAUGAACCAGAAAACAAGCUUGAAUCUGAAAUAAGAAGAGUUUUUCAGGAUUCAACUUUUGAUCCGAGAAGAAAAUCAUAUCUUAUUGAAAAUCUAUUGAACAAAUCGGUUUAUGGCGUGACACUGAGGGGCCAUUUUAUGCAUUUAGCUUGCUUCCAGAUCUAUAUUUUAUUCAAUUCUUUGCUUUGGUUACUAUACUGAUGGUCUGUUCCAAUAUUUUGCUAUGUAAGGAAAUUGACUUUUGUCCGGGCUUCAUG
Corylus avellana is the source of this 1550-nucleotide messenger RNA. Lineage: Eukaryota; Viridiplantae; Streptophyta; Magnoliopsida; Fagales; Betulaceae. The record is from RefSeq and is a predicted model, not a curated record.